This is a messenger RNA of Syngnathus acus (greater pipefish), 4596 nucleotides long. It is a transcript of the gene keap1b, whose product is annotated as kelch-like ECH-associated protein 1b. Gene Ontology annotation, molecular function: protein binding. The record is from RefSeq and is a predicted model, not a curated record. Bases 583 to 2403 code for a protein of 606 amino acids. NCBI's taxonomy places the organism in Eukaryota, Metazoa, Chordata, Actinopteri, Syngnathiformes, Syngnathidae. The transcript is spliced from 8 exons.
UAAGAUCAAGUUUGACCUGUAUGUGGAUCAAAAACGUGUUAUUGUUUAUACUAUCACAACACGGCUCGUUGAACCCGAUGUAGCGUGCUUGUUUUCGAAGCGGUUUAAAUACCGCUAGCUACCGUCUGUUGUUAUAAUCUGAAGGUGUUAGUUGAGCUGAUGCAAAUGCUGGAAGGAUUCAAAAAAGGGAAACAAAACAAAUUGCUUCGCCGGGACUUCCAAUGAUAGAAGGACCACUAAUUUUUUCCAACAACUUUUUGGACACAACAUUUUUUUAUUUUUUUUUGCUGUGAAGAAAAGUGUCAAUGGAAUUCUCAAGUUUGAGUACUGGUAUGAUGGAAUGGAGUCACGUAGGAGUGCAAGUAAUUACGAGGUCUCCAAUAACUCCGCAAUGAGUCACAAAGCUUGACACAGGUACUGAACUCGACAAAGGAGUCAUUGUGUUUGCAUCAAUUUGACUCAAAGUCAGCUAAAGCAGAAGAGCCCACCCAAUUUUUCCCCCCACGACUUGCCCAGUGGUGCCAUGAUACCGCCAAACGUUUCUUGUGCGAGAGACUAAGGAGGAGGAGACGAAGGAAGGAAAUGUCAGAGUGCCUGACAGAAUGCAAAGCGCUGGUGACUCCGUCCACGCGCAACGGCCACCGCGUCUUCAGCUACACGCUCGAGAGCCACACGGCCGCCGCCUUCGCCAUCAUGAACGAGCUGCGUAUGGAGCGCCAGCUCUGCGACGUGACUCUGCGUGUGCGCUACCAGGACCUGGAGGCGGUGGAUUUUGUGGCUCACAAGGUGGUGCUGGCGUCCUCCUCGCCCGUCUUCAGGGCCAUGUUCACCAACGGCCUGAAAGAGUGCGGCAUGGAGCUGGUGUCCAUCGAAGGCGUCCACCCCAAGGUGAUGAAUCGACUGAUAGAGUUUGCCUACACAGCCAGUAUCUCCGUCGGAGAGAAGUGUGUGAUCCACGUGAUGAACGGUGCCGUCAUGUACCAGAUAGAUAGCGUCGUCAAGGCCUGCUGUGACUUCCUGGUCCAGCAACUGGACCCCAGCAACGCCAUCGGUAUCGCCAGUUUCGCCGAGCAGAUCGGUUGCACGGAGCUUCACCAAAAGGCUCGGGAAUACAUCUACAUGAACUUCAGCCAGGUGGCGACCCAGGAGGAGUUUUUUAACUUGUCUCACUGCCAGUUGGUGAAUCUCAUCAGCCGCGACGAGCUCAACGUGCGCUGCGAGUCCGAAGUCUUCCGGGCAUGCGAGGCCUGGGUGCGCUACGACAAAGAGAACCGGCGGCCGUACGUCCAGGCCUUACUCCACGCGGUCCGCUGCCAUUCCCUCACCCCCAACUUCCUGAAAGCGCAGCUCCAGUCUCUUGACUGGGACCCGCAGUGUAAAGACUACCUUGCACAAAUCUUCCAGGACCUCACCUUGCACAAGCCCACCAAAGUCAAUUCUUGCCGAACCCCCAAGGUGCCGCAGCUCAUUUACACAGCCGGGGGCUACUUCCAGCAAUCCCUCAGCUACCUGGAGGCGUUUAAUCCCUGCACGGGGUCCUGGCUACGGCUUGCGGACCUGCAGGUACCUCGCAGUGGCCUGGCAGCUUGUGUCAUCAGUGGGCUUUUCUACGCCGUGGGCGGGAGAAACAACGCCCCCGAUGGCAACAUGGACUCGAAUUCACUGGAUUGCUACAACCCGAUGAACAACUGCUGGUUGCCCUGUGCGCCUAUGAGCGUGCCCAGAAACCGAAUAGGAGUGGGAGUCAUCGAUUGCAUGAUAUACGCCGUAGGCGGAUCUCACGGGUGCAUUCACCACAACAGCGUGGAAAGGUACGACCCAGAAAAGGACCAGUGGCAGCUGGUCGCCCCCAUGUUGACUCGGCGUAUCGGGGUGGGCGUGGCCGUCAUCAACAGGCUCCUUUACGCCGUGGGCGGUUUUGACGGCGCCGGGCGGCUCAGCUCGUGCGAGUGCUACAACCCGGAGAGGGACGAGUGGAAGACGGUGGCCUCGAUGAACACCAUGCGCUCUGGAGCUGGUGUUUGCGCUCUGGGCAAUCACCUCUUUGUGAUGGGCGGCUACGAUGGCACAAACCAACUGAACACAGUCGAGCGCUACAAUGUGGAAACGGAUACGUGGAGCUUUGCUGCCUCCAUGAGGCACCGACGCAGUGCUCUGGGAGUCACCGCUCUAAACGGACGCAUCUACGUUUUGGGAGGUUAUGACGGCAGCACGUUCCUUGACAGCGUGGAGUGUUACGACCCCGAGAAGGACACUUGGUCGGAGGUAACGCACAUGACGUCGGGGCGUAGCGGCGUUGGCGUGGCCGUUACCAUGGAGCCGUGCCAGAAAGACCCGCCUCUGUGUCCCACACCCGAGCGGGACGAGCUUUCGCAACACACUCGGCAGCACAGCGCACUGUAAACCCACAAGUUACACAUUGAUUCUGGAGCGAACACCAAAUCAGUAUUAUAACUUGAAAGGUCUGAAGUUCACUGUCAGCGGCAGUAUAAUCAAUGGCCGACCUUCUUUGGAACCUGUCUUGUGUUCUGCCAAACCCAGCAAGACCUCAGUCCUGUCUUUGUGCUCACUUUGGGCUUAUUGAGGUCCUCAAGCAAAGCCUCAACUACUAAAUUGGACUGAAAAGGGCUGCACGCAGGCACUGGUUUCAUCAGGGGGCUCUUUAGUUCGAGCUAAAAGGGGGUCGAGAGGGCCUGUGUUCAAGAGUCAUUUGAGGGAGGAAAAAUGGUUUUAUCAUCUCAUCCAAUUCAAAGUCACUCUUGUUUGUCACUUUAGGGCUGUUUAAGUGCCAACGGUGUGUGUGUGUGUGUGUGUGUGCGCGCGUGUGUGUGUAUUUUUAACUUAAAUCAGUGUACUGAGGGGCAAGAUGAUACGGUCCCCAUGACAACGGGAUUCACACUUGAAAGACACUAGGAGCAACAAAUUAAGACUGAUUUGAAUUUGAUAAUCAGCACCAAUCCUCGUGUAAAAAAUGCUAGGUUAAAAUGUACCAGUCCAAAUUGUAGCAGCACAUCUAAAUUGCGAGUGGGACCAUUUUUUUAAUGGGAGCCAAUUUGGGUUUUCCCCAAGUCCUCAGAAUUUGUCGGUUAAAUGGGCUUUUUCGUUUUCAUUUUAUUUAAUUUUGUUAAUUUUUUUUUUUUCCCCAGGGUGCACGAAACAAUAAAUAAUGUUUUAAAACGUACAUAUGGUGACCAGGGCACCAAACCAAUCAUUAAAAAAAAAAAAAAAAAGUCCCUUAUACAAUAUGACCUUGUAAAGUGAAGUGUUUCUAAAUACUUUACAUGUUACCUGUUAAGAUAAUUGCUGAAAAUUCUGGACUACUGAAAGUUGGCCAUACGGCGUUAAAUUGUUUUCCACUAUUCCAGUAUUCCUGAUUUGUUCGGCGUGGCUAAAAUGGCACCGCCCCAUGUGUCAUAAAUUGUCCCACCCCAACUUUUUUAAAAACUUGAGUGCCUUUUUUCACAUCUGUGGUUUGCCAGAGGAAUUUUGAGGUAGUUAUUUAUUAAUAGGCCCAUUUCUACCACAAAAUAACUCAGUUCGCUCGUUAGCUAAGUAGCUAUGUCUACCCAAAAAUGGACGCUACAUUUGCUGACCAGCUCAGUGUCGUAAUUUAAAUUACCAAGUGAGAAGGUGUCUCACAAGAACAAAAGGCUUGUCAAAGUAUUUGAAUUUCUUGUUGAAACAUUACAUCUUUUUUUUUUAUUUCUACGGCAUUAAUGGGGUUUGCAUUGGUCGCUAAAUGGGAUUAUAAGCGGGAUGUUGCGAAAAAAAAAAAAGAUGACCUCCAUUAGAAGAUUUCAAAUUGUGUAGCAGGUCUGCUGAGUAUCUCACUUCAUCCACACACACACACACAUUUGCAGCAUUCCGCGUUGUGUAUUCAACGUAUGUGCAGUCUACAGGAAUAUUUUGGAGCUUAAAGACAAAAUCAGCCAGAUGACAUUUUGGUGCAAGAUGAGCACGUCAAACAGGUCGAACCUGGUCCAUAAUCAAAGUGCCAAGACUGGGAUUAUUGGGAUUACUGUAGCUGUUCAAAUUUUAACUGAUUAAUCUUCCUCAAUGUUUGAUUUGUUUGUAAUGUAAAAACACCAAUUUCUCUUCUGGAAAGUUGACUUUUCUUCUUCUUCUUCCACCAGACCUCAAAAACAAAAGUGACCAUGUUUGUCCAAAGCGUUCCAACAAUUGAACACUAGGACAAAUUAAAAAAAAAAAAAAAAAAAAAUGUUUGUAACAGCCGUUUAAGCUACAAAGGUUUCUACAUGAUGUUUUGUACAUUGAUAUUCAAAUAAUUAUUGUACAGAAUUGAAGAGCUCACCUUUUUAUUUAUUAGAUAAUUUGCUUUUCUCGUUCCUCUGAGCUGACGACACUUUUGUAAUGAAACAGGCUGGUGUUGUGUUUCUUUAAGCAACAAGCAUGUAUUGUUGAAUCAAAGUUCCUGUUGUGUAUGGGCGGGGUUGUUUGUAAAGAAUUUAGUUCACUUUGAAAGGGAUUUUGUUGUUCAUCUAUAGCUGGGUUGGAAAAUAGAGUAUUUAAAAUGUGCUUUGUACAUUUUUCCAACUGAAACCUGUACCAUACUUGUAUAAUAAAAAGUUUAUUGUA